UGUACAGAGGGCACUUUGGCAACCAAGGAGCUCAAGCAUUUCAGGCAAGAGAAAUAGAACUUGAGCCAGUCGCUGUACAUUCACGGAACUCCAUCCUGUCUAUGCGGACAAGACUGUUGUUGGAACAGUUAGUGACCAGCAGAACUGUUACUCAAGCCAAACACUUGACACUAUACUGGCCCCCUCCUGUUUGGGUGGAAGUGGCAGUGGUUGGGAUAGUUAUCUAGUAAGCAGCAGAAAACUCGAGUCAGACACUGGACAUGUACUGACAUCAAAACUGUCUAGGUGGAAGUGACUGUGGUUCGAAUAGUUGUCUAGUAGGCUACAUAAAUAUAAUUCUAGAUAGACACUGGACAUGUACUUACCUCCCUCUUGUUGUGUUAAAAGUGAUUGUGGUUGAAACAGUUGUUUAAUGAGCAGUAGAACUGUAACUCAAUCCAAACACUUGACCCUAUACUGACCAACCUUCUGAUAAAGUGGAAGUAACAGUGCCUGGAAUAGUUGUUAAGUCAAGAAUUACAAGCCGCAAGGUCAAGGUCGCAAAGUCAGCCAGUGCAGUAAAGUGACUCCAAUUAAUGAGCUGACUGACAUGCAGCCCACAGACCUACAGGGACUGUCAGUGGAGCUGGAAACUGUUCUGGGAGAAAUCAAAAGCCUUCAGAUCAGUCAGGAGCUCAGUGUUCAGGCAUUGCUAAGAACAUAUAAGGAACAUGGGGCAGUCAUGAUAGAACAAAUGCGUGGCAAUUUAAAUUUUAAUAUAGAUAAUAUAGAUGAGUGUGGUAAUAGUUAUGUGAGUACAUCGGGCGGACAUGAGCAAUAUUUAAAAGAAGAGAUGUGUAGGAGUGUUCUUUUUAUCUUGAAUGAAUUUGAUAAUAUUACUGUGAAGGAACUAAACGAGAUGAGAGAUGAAGUUAUAAGCAUAAAAGGGUCAAUUACAAGUUCUAUUCAUAAAUGCACCAGUCUUCACAAUGACUUGUCACAUUUCCAUGAAUUUGUUCAGAAAAUUGGAGAUAAUAAGGAGCUCUGCCUUAUAGCCAGCAUAAAAUGUAAGCAUAUAAUACAGCAGGCAUUAACUCUGCUAGGAAAGUCAGGCAAGGUGUUUAAUGUCCAGAGUAUUACUAAGCAUAAUGUGAGAAUACCAAGUGAUAAAGAUGUAUGUUAUAUCAAUGGCAUAUGUGUUCUUCCUGAUGGGCAGGUACUGGUUGUAGACAACUAUAAUGUGAGAGUCAAGCUGCUGAACCUGCAGUACCAGGUGGUGAGUCACUGGGAUGUGAAUGCUUGGCCAUUGAACAUUUGUUUGAUCACACCCAGUGAGGUUGCAGUGGCUGUGAAUACUAGUAACAUACAUGAGGUCCAGUUUAUCACUGUCAACCAGGGAAAGCUUGUUUCUGGCAGGAAGUUUCAGUUACAACAUGAAUGUACAUGUAUUACCCAUCACCAAGGAGACCUUUUUGUCCCCUCUGGUCAAGAACUGUACAAAUACUCACUGAAUGGCAAACUGAUCUGCAGACUCUACCAAGAUAGAUCAGCUGAUUUGACAGUAUACAAGUGUGCUGUGAGUCCCACAGGAGACAGGCUGUACAUCAUCAGCUACUGGCAGCACAAGCUUCUCACCCUGGCCAGGGAUGGCACACUCCUGGCUACAUACACAGACCCAGCACUAGUGUGCCCAGAUGGUCUACAUGUGACCCCUGCAGGCCAGGUGCUGGUCUGUGGAUACCUGUCCCCCCACACUGUACUACAGGUGGGCUGGGAGGGAGAGAGUAAGCUGGCUACGCUGGCUACUAUGAAGGAUAGAGUGUGGUGGCCAGUGUCUGUCUGCUACAGCAGCACCACAUCAUCCAUCAUUGUGGGACAGAAAAGCGACAGAAUCCUGGUGUUCAGAGUGGAAUAGUGUGUACAUUCGCUGCUGAGUCAGGACAAGGAUGCUGAGGAUGUGGUGGACAAGGAUGACCUGAAUACACAGAAGCAAUUGCUGAGCACAGCGGAAGACUGUUUAAUGAAAGGCUCAGCCGUAUCAAAGUCCAGCAAUGUGCGGGGACGCGGCCUAUCCAUAUCCAUAUAUUACAUCAUUUUAGCUGUCACUUACAAGGGAGAUAACUGUAGAUCUGCACCAGCAGAGAGCACCAGCAUUGAUAUGUAGUUAGCCCAGCAACAGCUCCAGUCCGGCCUGCAGGAGCUCCAGUCCAGGGCGACCCUUCUUCUCUCCUGACCCCAAGCUACUCCCCUAGACCUCCGGCCUCAAAGGGUCAGCAGUGUUUAACAAUUCCGUUCUGCAGGAAAUUCUGAGCACAUCGAGAUUUCAUGUGCUGUUCUCAACUACCGCUAUGUCCGUGUCGAGUUUCCCACACUUGCAUCUGAGUAGUUUUGUUUAGCUGGAGUGCCUGAGUGGGACGAGUGCUAAAGACACCAGGAGUUAUAGCAGUAGUUUUGGUAACGCUAACAGUCAGUUCUCGAUGUUGGACAUCACGAAGAAUGACCAGUUAAAUAACGUGUUCCAUUUUUUUAUGGGACGUACAGAAAUUCAGCAAAGAAUUUGAGAAAAUCAAGAAACAAUUCAAGCCAUAAAUUCAACAGUGUUACCUUGCCAAGGGGAAUACUUUUGAUGUUAAUAGUGCGGGCAACAGUAGCUGUGCGGACUUUCACGGUUUGUCCUUUCAGGGGAAAAAGUGUCCUAAGAGAAUGCGCUUUUGACGCUAAUGCUGACAAAGGCAGUAAUGACUAGGUUGUGAACAUACAGAACACGAUACAUCAAUGGGGUGUGUUCUUCUGGCGCGAAAUCCGCGAAAUAUUGGAAACACUCUGCUAAAAGCGAACACGUGCGUUUUGUUACGAGAACUUGAAACUCCGAGCCCAAAGGGCAUCGUAUUGAUUCGAGGCUAAAGAAGGCCUUGAAAUAUGACAGCAUUUUUGUUGUAUGAUCCAGAGCGCCAUUCGACGCUCAACCGAAGUUAAUCAGAACUCAAACUCAAUCCUUAACAAUAUCAGUGAGGCCAGCGUGUCAUCUCAGCUUGUUGAGCUUCAGCAAACAUGAGCCAACAAGACAAACAUUAUUGUACAAUCCCGACCCCCUUUUGCAAAAAUACUACAACUCUCUCAAGAAAUUCAGCACGAAAUCCUCUUGUGUCAGCCUUACAUGCUUCCUAUCAAGAUAUUUUCCCAUGUUUGCUUCAUCAACACUUCCAACAGCGGAUCCUUGGUAAUUUAGACUUCCGUUCCAGCGUGGAUGGGGCUUAGCAAUAAAUUGAUGCUGGGCAACGGCAAAUUGUUCGGGACGAGUCGCUCGAACGGAAACGAUCUGACCCAACAGAUAGCUUAUAGUGAUGUGUCCAUUAAUGUGACUGACCUCGAUAUGUUGCUUUUAAAUAAUGCGAACCUUACACCAGAAGAACAGUCUGCGAGCAAUUUAAGCCAUUUAACAACCGUUGUUGUCUGGAAUUCACGGCUUUGGGUUGACGAAUUUGGCGUCAGGACUUGCUCUAUCUCUGUCUACGGCAGCAGCAGCAGAAACAACAAAAAAACAGAUUGGUAACCAGCUGUACAACAGGCUCUCUUGCCAGCUGGGCCCAGACACCCAGGGACACUUCCUUCGCAUGGGUGGUGGUGGGUGGCUCUCGGCGAAGGACUUUUGGGCAGUUCAACGUGUCCUACUCGCAGAAUGCAGCCAAUCUAAACAUGGGGCUCCACAUUUUCCUGGUCAAGAUUACCUUAUCCAAAUAGUAGAUUGAAGCCUUAUCCUCAAAAGUUCAGGUCCAAAGAAAGAUGGUGACCAACUGCAACUCAGCCACUUCAUCUCAAUAGGUAAGUUCUUGUGCCAUUGCAAAAGGGGCCACUAUGGCAAAGCAUUCAGGAGACCCAGUCUCAAUAGCCUAAGACGUUAGAUGCAAUAAAGCUUUAAUAAGCAGGUUAAACCUAAUUCAAACUUUGGUUUCUGCUCAUCAUUUAAUUGACCAGUUUAUCUUAUUUCAAUUUAGGAGUUCAGCGAUAAACUCUUGUAUCGAAUAUAGAAAGAAGAAGUUUCAAUUUUAACCCUCAAUAUUGCAUUUUAAAUUGAUCAUACAGAGCUAUAUUAACACUCAAAACAACAACACCAACAAACAAUUUAUCAGCAGGUACCAACAUAUUUGACUCUUUAACUCUUUACAAAAUCAGGUCCCAUACUAAUUGUAAUUAUGAUUCUUUUUUCUGCGUAGCUGUUUAAUGUCACUUUUGAACUUAGGUGUCCUUUAGGUAAUACAUUAAUAAAAAUGCCCGCGGCUACCCAUGAAUGAAUACACUUAAUUUAGUCCAUUGGCUGAUUUGAGAAUACCACCAGAACAUUGGAAACACGGCCGUGUCUUUCUAACACAGUUUUACUGCGUGUUCAGCAUGAAACAAUUUUAUAUUUCUUAUGAAAAGGCAUGAUAGAUAGAACAGUUUAACACUCAACUCUUCACAUCAAUACAAUUUGUGCGUAGAUUCUACACCAUCGUCAGUUCGCGGUUAGUGCGUGUGAAUGUCAGAGUUUAUAUACAGGUCAUUACUGCGUUAUAUAUAAUAAAGACGCUAUAGCGUGAACUAGCUGAACUGGAAUUUUCUUAAGACCAGAAAGAUGUUAAAUGAAGAUAUCCAGCGAUAUAAUUAUGGUAUGUCAAUAAUAGAUUCUUUAUGUGUUUUCAACAAUACCAUAAUAAAUAUUAUUUUUAAUUAAUUUAACAAGAAUUAUUCCACCAUAUUGACUAAUGUAUUAAGAAUGAGCGCGAUGAUUCUCGAUACUGUCUAUACUCGAAUCAAAUAGCAAUGCCCGACAAACCACUAAAACAGGUUUGUUUAAAGAACGCGCGUAUAAAUAUUUAAAAUAUGUACGGAUACUUCGCAUGUGGCCGGUUGACUCAAAUGUUUUAAUUUCACUUCCAUUAUUCUUUUGGUUUUCUGUUUUGUAUCUAUAGGUUUAUGACCAGCAAGAUGUAAUAAUGUAAAAUAAGCCGCCAAAACUCCACGUAACAUCCCGUUCUGCGUGUGAUGCAGCUAAGAACUGCACCGAAAAAGACAUUCGCUAUCCUUGAUCUCAUUCAUUGAACUCUUUACCUUUCAUAAACUCCAACCACAAUCAACGCCGUAUAUCAUUUUAAAAGAUAUUUCUUGUUUACCAUUGAUGCAUAAGAGAGUUCAGUGAUGUCUAUAGCUUUGAAUAAGAUGAAUUUUUCUGUUGUCAAUAUCUGUAUAUCAACUUUAAUGACCAAUUGUGACCUAUCCACAUUGUGAUUAUAGUUUUAAUGGGAAACAAAGCACAUGCCAGUAAUGGUGUAAGUAGCUUUUCAUUGAUUGCAUCAGGAAUCGCCCAUAUGACUAUUACACCCAGAACAAUCCUAAAUGUUACGUGUUGCAAAUCAACACAUUUAAUGAUCAUUUUAGUUGAUUUGAGCACGAAGUUCUCAAAGUGAGAAAUUGUGAUCACCUUAUGAUAGGGAUCAUGCUGUGUGCUGCUUCAACUUAUAGCUUGUUACCAAUCUAGAAGCAUGAGUUGUUAUUGAAUCUUGAUGAAACUUGAUCUGAAAUCUUGACAUUAUCUAUGCCAAUUUGCAUCGUGUUAACAUGCAUCCUAAAACUAGGUCAUCUAUUCAAAUAACAGAAAAUCAUGGUUGACACUCUAGAGUCUAGACGUCACGAUUAAGAUUCAAUCUUGAUGAAACUUAGCCAGCGUUUGAAUCAGGGCCACUUGUGUAAAAAUAAACUUGGUGUCAAGGCUCAAUAAUGCUGAAAUAUGGUCAGAAUGCUUUCUUGGCAUUUUAAUUAAACACCGCUAAAUUCCCCCUUAACUUGAUUUUGCUAAGAAGAUUUAUCUUUAAACGAAAAAUGCAAUAAAAGCUUGGUUUUCCCAGCAAGGCUCAUGUAUUAUAGAAUUAUUGUGGCAGCUGCAUGUGGGCUGUUGGGCAGUGGCCGCACCUAUAACCUCUGCUCUCUGUUUUAAGACAAUUUAAAUCGGAUCUUCAUGAAAGUUAUUCAUCAUGUUUGUAGGCUUAAUAAAAAUGUUCUUGUCUAAUGAAGGCAAAUUGACCGUUCUGCAAUGAUUAAUAAAAACCAGUCUUCUGCAGUAGUGUAGUUUUUUUCUUCAUUUUUAGGUAUACAAACUGUCUGUAAAAUUGCGACUUGUCUUAGCAUAAAUGCAAUUAGAAUUUAUUUAAUUUUCCUAUUUUUUACAGCUCAUACAUUGCAUAACUGUGUAAUGCUUUGAAUAGUGUAUCGCACGUGUCUAUUUAAAUGUCAAAUAUUGACUUGCCUUCAAGGUAGGACAUUGCAGUGAAUAGAAGCAUGACUUUCUGCUGAUGCAACUAGAUAUUCACUUUGAUUUCAUAUGACAACAAUUGCCAGUAAACAAGGCACCCUUCCUAAACCCUCGCCGACUGCGCUAAACGGGAACCUUAAUAUACAUGAGAUUCCAGGCGGAAUGUAAAAUCUGUACCACUCUGAUCUCCAGUAGCAGCCCCAGCCGUGGGAGGCCGAUUCAUGAUGCACCUAUGGCCUUAAUUAUCUCUGAACAUCCCAACCUCACAUGACCUGUAGGGCGGGGAUGUAUAUAAAUGAUCAUUAAAUCCCACAAACCAAGGAGAGGUUAUAUUGGAGUCAAUUUUAUGGGAAGGGGGGUUAACUAAACGUGUGCCCACAGUUGCACAGAGCCGUUGGUUUGUGUUCAGUGUCAAGCAGUAUCCUAGCAAUCAAGCCAAGUCAGCGCAGCAGCAACAACAGAUGCAGCAGCAGUCGUACGCAAUACAUCAGCAGCACUGGUGCAUAUGCAUUAAACUAUAAAGAAGAAAACCAGAUAACAAAGCGUUGAUUUUGUUCUGGAUGCAUUAGCAGUCACAGUACAUGAACAGACAGUAGUCAUCGUCUCGAGAUUCUGGCCCCUGAACCAUCAGUCUAUGAACAUAAUGCAGAGCAAUCUAGGGACGCCAAUUGACGAAAUCAAACUGACCAAUCAGCAACAAAGCCUGUUGCAGCAGUUGUUACCAUAUUGACCCCAGUCAAAUCAUGGAAGCUUAGACAUAAAUACUGUUUAAGAUGUGCCAGUCUCUACAGACCUCGUGGUCUGUUAAGCACUUACUCUGACAGGUCUCAUCUUCGGAUUUUGUGAUG
Messenger RNA from Dreissena polymorpha, 7113 nucleotides. RefSeq lists its product as uncharacterized. The coding region runs from base 590 to 1894 and encodes 434 amino acids. Gene Ontology annotation, molecular function: protein binding. The transcript is spliced from 13 exons. The record is from RefSeq and is a predicted model, not a curated record. NCBI's taxonomy places the organism in Eukaryota, Metazoa, Mollusca, Bivalvia, Myida, Dreissenidae.